CGCGCUACGGUACCGGGCACUGUGCGACGUGCGGCCCGCGAGAGUGCAAGUGUUCCAGACCACGACAUCGAGAGUGAGUGCACCACGAGGUAUUUUUUUUUUUUUUCUUCGCGCCCGCCGUGUACCGCCGAGUGUGCCGCAGCCGAUCAACAUUCGAACACGCCUUUUUGAUCGUACGCGUGGUGCCGUUACGAAUACUUCCACCGCGUCCGACCCGGUCCCGUCCGUCGUCCGUGAUUGAUGUGGGAACAGUCAAAAUGAAGAUCUUCGUGUUAACAAUAGUUAUUUUCGCUGUUGGUGGUUAUGUCACACAAGCAACGUCCCUGGAUCCCUUGGAUCACGUCGAACCAGAUGGUGUGAAAAACGAUAACGACGAUACAAGAACCAAGAGAUCUGGUGAAAUUUUUUCGUCACUAAUAAAGAAAAAAUUAGGAUUAUUCAACUCUCUAUCCGGGACGUCAUCGGGAAAAUCUAUCGACCAUCAAUCACAUUAUGAAGAGCCGUUGUCUUACAAUACGAAAUCAUUUAAUUUAUGGGGCGUCAAAAAGGCGAUUAUAUCAUCGGUGUUUCAAGCCGCGAAAGCGAUAACAGGUGGAGUGAUUGCUCUCAAAGGUCAACUUAUUAAGGCUAAUGGUCACGUAGUCGUGGCCAAAGGAAAGCUAAUGCAGACCAAGGGUGAAGCGAUUUCAAACUUUGGGAAAACCAUUGCGACACAUGCGUUCGAUACCCACCACGAUUCACAUAUCGAUGAACCACCAUCCGCAAUAGGUUAUUAUAACCAAUUGCCCGUCACGCCGAUGCAUCAACCUACCAGUUAUGGAGCUGCUACCGCGUUGGGAUAUCAGGGACAAAUGUACUCUGGUAACGUGUACCCGGUUCCCGCAUAUUCCAGCAACACGUUCGUUAGCCAAACGCACCCCAACAAUGCGUACCAAGUUGCUGCUCAAAAUUAUCAGACAGGAUUCGCAGUGCCACAGACCGGUUACGAAAGCGGUUCUGGUUACAUCGGAUACGGUGGUAACGGAUUUACGGCAAAAAGAGCGGUACAAAGCCCACAAGAAUCGACUAACAAUCAAGCGAAAAGUGACUUGGACAAAGAUGGGGUACGAGCGGGAUUAGUGAUAUUCAAACCGAUCAAAAUGCCUCAAAGCCUACCAGGCAGCACAGCAGCGUCUCAGAGCAUACAACAGAUGCUCGGUCAACAAUCGUCACAGUCGAAUGGUAUUCGCCCGACCGACACCAAAACCUUACAGAACACCGGGUUCCAAAACCCGUUCCCUGGAUUCCAAGGGGCGCAAACGAGCGGAUCCCAAGGGACACAAGGAAACGGAUUUCAAGGAGGAGCACAAACGAGUGGUAAUCAAGGAGCGUAUUCGGGAGGUUACCAGUUGCCGCAAUCGGGCGGUUACCAGUUGCCACAAGCGGAAGGAUACUCGGGGUACCAGAACCCGGGGUACCAGGUGCCAAACACGCAAUACCGUUUGCCGGCGACCGGCGGAGGCAGUGACAGCGUCGAGCAGAUCCCCAGUCAGGGAUACCAAUUGCAGAGCUUCGAGUUCCAGCAGCCGGCCAACAGCCAAGAGUUCAACCAACAGCUGACUGCGUUCUCGGGCCAGCAGCUGCAACCGGACUUUUCGCAGGAGAACAACUACGGCAGCGACCAACACGACUCGGCUUCGACCUCGGAGGAACGGGUCUCGGAGCCUUUGCGCAAAGCGACCAAAUCGAAACAGAAAGCGGUGGACCGUUUCCCUGGUAACUUUUUUCUGCCGACCACGGUGAAUUAUAGCGGCGAGGAUAGCGGCAGCGGCGAAAGUGACGGAUUUGCCGCAGUGCGCUCAAAAAAGCGCAGCGUGCCCAAAAAAGACCAUUCAGAUAUUGUUCCACAGUCCCAGGAUAGCAUCGUGCCAUUGAAGUACCAUGACAGUUCGAACGAGGAAGACCAGGCACGAUUGAAGCACACCGUUCAACGGUUCUUCAGUAUGCUACAAAAACAACACUGAGUACAUCAAUGUUUUACCUUCUGGACUUUAACGUUGUAGAUGGGACCAGAAUGCCUGUAAAAACACUGUUCAAAUGAAUCAAACACAGUCUGAAACAUCUGUAAACGACCGUGUUUACAUAGCUAGUCAAUUUUAUGAUGUAUUAUUUUGUUCACAUUUAAAACCCAUUGUUUUUGUACAAUUAUUUUUUUUACUACUAGACCAUUAUUUACGUCCAUUUUUAUGAUUAUUUUAAAACAUAACUUGCUCAAAUCCAUGUAAGAACAUUCAUAAUCGAUUAAUGAAAAUUUCAAUACAAAGUAUAUCAAUACGUUUACCAUAAUUCAUGGCAAUUAUUAUUUAUUAAAAAUCAUUAAUUGUUUUCUCACGAUUUCUGAAGCUUAUGAAAG
Messenger RNA from Sipha flava (yellow sugarcane aphid), 2392 nucleotides. RefSeq lists its product as uncharacterized. The transcript is spliced from 6 exons. The record is from RefSeq and is a predicted model, not a curated record. The coding region runs from base 258 to 2003 and encodes 581 amino acids. Lineage: Eukaryota; Metazoa; Arthropoda; Insecta; Hemiptera; Aphididae.